AUGGCUCCCAAAGUUAGCGGUAAAGCUGUUAAGAAAGCCGGAAAGGCCCAGAAGAACAUCGCGAAGGGCGAUAAGAAGAAGAGGAAGAAACGUAAGGAGUCCUACGCAGUGUACAUCUACAAGGUUUUGAAGCAGGUUCAUCCUGACACUGGCAUUUCAAGCAAAGCCAUGUCCAUCAUGAAUUCCUUUGUGAAUGACAUUUUUGAAAGGAUUGCCAGCGAAUCUUCCCGCUUAGCCCAAUACAACAAGCGCUCAACUAUUUCCAGUCGGGAAAUUCAGACUGCAGUUCGACUUCUCCUUCCUGGUGAACUUGCAAAACAUGCAGUAUCUGAAGGUACCAAGGCUGUCACCAAGUAUACCAGCAGCAAGUGA
Molecule: messenger RNA, 372 nt
Organism: Darwinula stevensoni
Lineage: Eukaryota; Metazoa; Arthropoda; Ostracoda; Podocopida; Darwinulidae
Source: the annotation of a GenBank genome assembly